AUGCCUCCCAGCCGGGGGGCGGAUCGAAUCGGAGUUUCCUUAGGUAGCCACCGACCUACAGUUAUCCUUAAACUUCCGUGCUUGGUGGAGAAGAAGCGAACAAAGGUACGCUCGGUUGCUGUCUUGUUCUCUGUCGCGAAUUGGGAUCGCUCGCCAGCUAGCCCAGGAAGAAAAACGUCGUCUAGGCGUUACCUGUUGCUCCGAUCUCCCCUACGCCUAGGACGUUGUCUGGGCCCACCAAGAUGUCUCUGCUUUCUAUUCGAAGAAAACGGAGCCAAGUAUGCAGAGGAACAAAGACUUGCAUGGUGCUGCCACGGGACAUUCGUCGGGGUGCUGGUGGCCUUCCCCGAGACUGUUCAGGAACAUCUUGAUGUGGGUAUACCUGAAAAAUUCCUCAACCUUCGCCCAGAAAUGAAAGAACUUAAAGGGUAUAUUGACCUUUCUAAACUAAAUGCUAGAUCUAACAAUACAAGGGCAAUGAUCAGAACCUCCAUGACUAGGACAAAAAAAGACGAAUGGAAUCCUUGCCUUUUGCCUCUAUGGCCAUCCAACCCUCUCAAGAAGACCAUUAGUUAG
Molecule: messenger RNA, 576 nt
Organism: Lactuca virosa
Lineage: Eukaryota; Viridiplantae; Streptophyta; Magnoliopsida; Asterales; Asteraceae
Source: the annotation of a GenBank genome assembly